AUGCCUGAAAUUACAGAAAUUGCCGAUAGUGAUGAAGAGUUUCAAGAUGCUGUUGGUGAUAACGAAACCGUGACAGCAAAACCAACAGCUGAUGUCACUGCAAAGUCCAAUGAAGCUAUUGUUGAUGAAAUUAUUAAACAGCAGGGUGAUUUACAUCUGAAUGAUGACGAGGAGGAGUCAGCUAGCUGUAGCAAUAAUGCCGAUAAAGAAGCCAACACAGUUCCUGAAUAUCUACACGAUGAAAUCGAUGAGGAAGCUCUGAAGGAAAAAGAAAAAUCAAUGACCGCCGAAGAAUUGGAGGCGAACAAAGAAAAGGCCCAAAAAAUGAAAUUGGAAGCAAAUGAGCUAUUCAAAAAUAAUGAGUCAGAACGGGCCAUUGAUAUCUACACGGAAGCAUUGGGUAUUUGUCCAACAACCUAUACCAAAGAUCGGGCGGUGUUGUAUGGCAAUAGAGCAGCUGCCAAAAUUAAAAUUGAAAAUAAAAAAUCCGCAAUAGAAGAUUGCACAAAAGCCAUUGAACUCUGGCCCGAAUAUGUAAGGGCUUUGAUGAGACGUGCCAAACUCUAUGAACAUGAUGAUAAAUUGGAUGAAGCUUUGGCCGACUAUAAACGAGCGUUUGAAUUGGAUCCAGGCCAAGGUGAGGCCCGAGAGGCCAUGCUACGUUUACCGCCUCAAAUUGAAGAGCGCAACGAACGUUUGAAGGAAGAAAUGAUGAGCAAACUGAAAGAUUUGGGAAAUAUGAUUUUGAAACCAUUCGGUUUGUCCACAUCCAAUUUCCAAAUGCAAAAAGAUCCCACAACGGGGUCAUAUUCCAUUAAUUUUAAUCAAAGUCCCAGCUAG
Messenger RNA from Musca vetustissima, 840 nucleotides. RefSeq names its product tetratricopeptide repeat protein 1 (gene Ttc1). The coding region runs from base 1 to 840 and encodes 279 amino acids. Gene Ontology annotation, molecular function: protein binding. The transcript has 2 exons. NCBI's taxonomy places the organism in Eukaryota, Metazoa, Arthropoda, Insecta, Diptera, Muscidae. The record is from RefSeq and is a predicted model, not a curated record.